Molecule: messenger RNA, 1491 nt
Organism: Ordospora colligata OC4
Lineage: Eukaryota; Fungi; Microsporidia; Ordosporidae
Exons: 1
Coding region: 1-1491 (496 amino acids)
Molecular function (GO): protein binding
Source: RefSeq, a predicted model, not a curated record
AUGAAUGAGAAAUACAAGUUACAGUCACUAGGAAGUGAGGAGGAGGUCAAGAGCGUGGUGUUUACGAAUGAACCUGAGGUAAGCAUAGGAAGUGGGAUUGAUGCGGAUGUGCGUUUGCAGCAGCCUUCGAUCAAGGAGAGGCAUGUGAUUGUGUAUUUUGAGCACAUGAAGAUGCGAGUACUUGGGGAGAAUGUAUUUCUGAAUGAGGAGGCGAUUGAGAAGGGGUCGAUGUGUGAGUUUAGGUUUGGGGAUGUUGUACGGAUAUGCAGAUACAGGUUUGUUUUUUCUCAGACUGAGCCUGGGGAUUUUAUUGACGAUAGCAAAGUGAUACGGAAACCAAGGAUGGAGAUGAGCUAUUUGAGCAGUGAGAUGACGAGUGGUGAGGUUGAGAGAGAGGAGCCAAUAAGUGUUGUUGAGGAUAAGAAGAUGCAGGUUGUAGAUAAGAGUGGAGAAGGAAUGAUGGGAGAGGCUGUGGUAUCGAUUGCAUUGAACAAGGUAUCUGGUGUUUAUGUAUCACUUGGUGGGGAUGAUCAUGCAAAUGUGUCAUGCAUAAAGCAGGUUAUUGAAGAGCAAAAAGAAGUGCUUGAGAAGGAGAUUGAGGAGUCUAUUGAGCAUGGAGCGGUAGACACGCCUGUGAUUGCAUCGCUUGCAAAGAAGCAGGGACGCGAUCUUGGCGAGGUGAUGAUAGAGAAGGAGCUUUUGAGCAAUGCUGAGAAGAUAGUUGAGGAGAAGAUGAGGAAUGAGCAUGAUGCAGUUGAGCUGGAGCUUGAUGAGUUGAAACAGAGUGUGAAGGACAGUAUCAAGGAGGAGCUGCGAGAGGACCUGAGGCGGGAUUUUAUGAAUGAGGUGAAGGAGGAGAUCAGGGACGAGGUGAAGGAGGUUUUGAUGUCGAGUGAGAUGAAGGAGGCAAUUGCUACGGAUGUUAUUGGACACAUUGAUGUGAUUCAGGAGCAAAUCAAUGUGGAUGAGGGAAGUAUAGAUGAGCAUGUGGGAGGUGAACGUGUGAAAGAUGAAGUACAAGAGAAGGAGUCUGUAGAGGAGGUCAUCAGUAGAGAUGCCGAAGAAGGAGUGAAAAUUGGAGUAGUGGAGAAGGAUGAACAUGAAAAUGUGGAGAAUGAAAAUAAAGCUGAAGAUUUUGAUAAGCAUGUGGAAGAUGAGCAUGUGGAAGGCAUAAAAGAUGAACAUGAACAUGAAAAUGUGGAGAAGGAUAAUAAAGUGGAAGGCAUGAAAGAAGAACAUGAGCAUGUGGAGGAGAUGACAGAUGUGAAUAGUGAGAAAAUAUCAAGACCUAGAAGACGUGCAAGUUCUAUAGGAGUCAAAGUUGAGGGAGAGGAUGGAUCUGAAGCACCACCUACCAGAAAAAGCUCAAUUAGAAGUAAACGACAAAGUACGGGAGAUGAAGAAGGAGUGAAGAGGAAGAAGGGUGAGAAACAAGAAGGAAAGCAAGAAGCAAAGGGGAAUGAAAGUAAGCCCAAGGGACGUAAGAAGUAG